Diachasmimorpha longicaudata is the source of this 6250-nucleotide messenger RNA. RefSeq names its product serine/threonine-protein kinase Tao (gene Tao). Gene Ontology annotation, biological process: protein phosphorylation. Gene Ontology annotation, cellular component: cytoplasm. The coding region runs from base 414 to 3107 and encodes 897 amino acids. Gene Ontology annotation, molecular function: ATP binding; protein serine/threonine kinase activity. Lineage: Eukaryota; Metazoa; Arthropoda; Insecta; Hymenoptera; Braconidae. The record is from RefSeq and is a predicted model, not a curated record. The transcript has 7 exons.
GCGGAUCGCAGCUCCUCGUCACCAACAAUUAUCUCCGGAAAAGCGAAACAAAGUGUUGGUGAUUUGUGCUCGGAGGAGUGUGUGAACGAUUUCGUGUUCACGUUUCGUCAGGGCGUGUACAUGCAUAACAGAUACAUAUACGAGAUCGACCGUUAUCGAGAUAAUUUCAAGUUUAACAAGCGAAUAAUUGGCUAUUCUACCUCUGCAACUUUGACCACCAGUGAUUAUUUCAGUGGAAAUGUUCCUAGGGAUUCCAGAGUGACGAGGGACUAGGACAGAGCGGAUGAUGGACUGACAGGGAAACCAAAGUAGAACACAUGAGAAGAGAGUAAAGGAAUUCACUCGGUGGUGGGGUGGAGCCAAUUAAUCUUGAAAAAGAUAAUAGACAUUUGGGUGAAUCCGAUACAGCCAAAAUGCCUGCUAUACCCAGGCCUGGUAGUCUCAAGGAUCCCGAGGUUGCCGAGCUCUUUGGCAACUACGAUCCUGAGAACAUAUUCGAGGAUCUCAGGGAAAUAGGGCAUGGAAGCUUUGGGGCUGUUUAUUAUGCACGAUGCCUACUCACCAACGAAAUCGUUGCCAUCAAGAAAAUGACCUAUUUGGGAAAGCAGACUGUCGAUAAGUGGCACGACAUACUCAAGGAGAUAAGAUUCUUGAGACAGCUGAACCAUCCUAAUACUAUUGAGUAUAAGGGCUGUUAUCUUAGGGAUCAUACAGCAUGGCUUGUUAUGGAGUAUUGUGUUGGCUCAGCCUCCGAUAUCAUUGAAGUACACAAACGAGCGCUAAAAGAGGCCGAAAUAGCAGCAAUUUGUGAGGGUGUACUGCGUGGCUUGCACUACCUCCACUCUCUUGGCAGAAUACAUCGUGAUGUCAAAGCUGGAAAUAUACUGUUGACUGAAAACGGCACUGUCAAACUCGCUGACUUUGGCUCCGCCAGCAUAAACUGCCCGGCCAACAGUUUCGUGGGGACACCAUACUGGAUGGCACCAGAAGUUAUUCUGGCCAUGGACGAGGGACAGUACGAUGGCAAAGUCGAUGUCUGGUCGUUAGGAAUCACGUGUAUAGAAUUGGCGGAGAGGAAGCCACCGUAUUUCAACAUGAAUGCUAUGAGUGCGCUGUAUCAUAUUGCUCAGAAUGAUACACCAACGUUAAAUUCCCCAGACUGGUCUGAUGUUUUUGGAAACUUCGUGGAAGUCUGUUUGACGAAGAGUCCUAAUGAUAGGCCAUCAUCUGGGGAGUUAUUGUCGCAUGGAUUCGUAACAAAAACACGUUCCCCCCAAGUCCUGAUCGACCUGAUUCAGCGUACAAAAGGAGCAGUUCGUGAAGUGGACAACCUGAACUACCGUAAAAUGAAGAAAAUCCUGAUGAUAGAUGCGUGCGAGAGUGAGAGUCAAGUUGGCGAUGCCGAUGACACUCCAGACGAGCAAACAGGUGGUGACAGUAGCAAGAGUAACUCAAUAACAUCAGAGCACUCAAUUCACUCGAUGGGUGUGUCAGCGAGUUCCCAAAGUUCCUCGACCAAUAGUCUACCACUGCCGAACGCGAACGAGGCCAAUGACUAUUCCUCAGGCUCAGCGAGGAAUCGCCACAAAAUAUCAGCCGGUGUCACUGCCAAUUUACUGGAGCACGGUGCCAAUAAUUUUGCAACAAUAAGAACAACGUCGAUUGUUACUAAACAACAGAAGGAGCACAUGCAGGAGGAGAUGCAUGAGCAGAUGUCUGGGUACAAGAGAAUGAGGAGGGAACAUCAGGGAGCUCUUGUCAAGCUCGAGGAGCGAUGUAAAAUGGAAGUGGAGUCACACAAGCAACUGCUGGACAAGGAGUACGAGACACUUCUCCAGCAGUUUAGCAAGGACCUCGAGAAACUGCAGUUCAGGCAUUUGCAGGAGCUUGAGAGGAAAUUGAAGCAGAAUCAAAAUGCUGAGAAAAAACUCCAGAAGGAGAUCGUCAGCAGGCAGGAUGCGGAUCGAAAGGCGUUGGAGACACAGCAGAAACGUGAGUACAAGGCGUACAAGGAGAGGUGGAAAAAGGAGCUCUCUCAGGAUGAAGUAACACCCAAACGCCAACGGGAUGCUACACUCCAGAGCCAGAAGGAUAAUCUUCGGCAGAUGGAGGCGCAGGAAGAGCAGCGACUUGCUAGGGGACAGAGAGAAUAUCUUGAUUUGGAGAUACGAAAGUUUCGGAGAAAAAAAUUCCUCAUUUUUCAUAGUCUCGAGCAGGAGCUCCUGCGUGAGGAACUCAAUAAACGCCAACAACAGUUGGAGCAGGCGCACGCGAUGCUGCUGAGACAUCACGAGAAAACCCAGGAAUUGGAGUACAGACAGCAGAGAGCGGUGCAUUCGCUGAGAGAGGAGCAAAUACAGCGGCAACAUGCCACCGAGCUUUGCAAUCAGCAGGAGUAUAUGCAGCGAGCUGAACGCGAUCUGCGAAAAAAACAUGCCCUUGAACUGAAGCAACAGCCCAAGAGUUUGAAGCAGAAGGAAAUGCAGAUUAGGAAACAGUUCAGGGAGACCUGCAAAAUACAGACGCGUCAGUACAAGGCCCUCAAGGCCCAGAUACUCCAGACGACGCCCAAGGACGAGCAGAAGUCGGUUAUUAAGAAAUUGAAGGAGGAGCAGAGGCGAAAGUUGGCAUUACUCGGGGAUCAGUAUGAGCAGAGCAUCGCGGAGAUGUUACAGAAACAGAGCAUCAGAUUAGACGAAUCACAGGAGGUCGAAUGCCAUCAUCUUAAGGAGAGGCUCAAUUAUGAACUAGAGAUAUUGAUGGCAUAUCAGUCGAAAAACAAAAUGCAGGCCGAGGCUCAGCGUAACCGUGAACGACGUGAAUUAGAGGAUCGUGUAUCAGUGAGACGGGCUCUCCUCGAACAAAAAAUGGAACUAGAGACUCAGGAAUUCCUUCAAGAACGUAGCGAGAGAAUACGUUUGUUGCAUGAGAGACAGGAACGUGAGGUACAACAAUUUGACGAGGAGAGUGCGAGAAUUGGCUUUAGUGCUCUAGCAAUUGCCGAAGCAUCUAAAGAGUCUUACCCGGACGACGAGAGCCUCAGUGGUUCAAUGCUGAGUCUAGCCCACAGCAAUAGCUCCACAUCAUUUCCUCCAAAUAGUCUUUAAUUACAAUAAUCGUCAAUAUACCUAAUACGGCCACACGUUCAACAACGACUCGUGCACUACAAUGAGUCGAUAGUACAGUGGGACUAAUUACUAUUAUUUCUUUAGUUUAUUUUUUUUAUAUAGAAACUCGAGUCAGUAGUUAAUUGGUAAAACGAAGAUGAAUUUUAAAUACAUUUGGGGAUUCUUCUGUGAAUAUUUGUGGAGUGAGGUAGAAAUUUCAGAUGACCUUUUUAAACCGAGUUAAUGAAUCGUGAUGAAGCAAUUGGAAAAACCAUGAAUUUUUGGUCUUAGAGAUAUUUGCAAAAUGAAUAUUUUUCGAGCUUGCAAUUGCUGAAUAAAAAUAUUCGACGUAAUGCAGCCAAUACCCUGAAAACUCCUGAAUUGAGGUAAAAUGUCAGAAAAUAAUUAAUGAUAGUUUCUUACAAAGAGGUCUACUGACAUUUCUUCCCAUAACAACUAGUUUCAAAUAUAUUUACACAACAAUCUGCUCUUUACCAUUUCACCACUGGAGUUAACAUUGACAAACUCACCGCAAGAUUCAUUAUCCAUUGAAAAGAAAGAAAAAGUCUCUGUAUGAGAACGCUAGCGUAAUUGUGUACGUGUGUAGUAUCCUGUCGAGUCCUCCAUUGAGAACAAAUGACCUUCCUUUUAAUAAAUUACCCCCGCUCUUUCCUCGCCAACAGUGAAAUGAAUCCAUAAAAAUUGAGACGAAAUGAAGAGAGACAGACUCCGACGACCACAAUGGGAUCCAUUAUCUGGCCAUCAUCUGCUUCGAGAUCACUCCCUUGUAUAAUUUGUGUUCACGUAGUCGAAUAAUCGAGAAUCAGUUGAUUUGCGCCACCUCGUUCGCUCCCAUAAUUUUCGAUCCGCACCAAGUCUUGUAACUGAGGUAGUCAUUAGUGAAGUGGUGAGGGGAAAAGUAACUUCAAAUACCCGAGUUCAUUGUUCUGGAUAAAAACGUCGAGAACGAGUGAUCUUACAGACAAUUUUUUUUUAUUUUAAAUUUAAAAAAUUUCUUGACUUUCUCUUUACAGAUCAGCAUUCCUCGCGAAUUUUUAAACAAUCUGAACAAUUAAAUGCCCAAUAGUUAAUCGAUGUUAUCGCUCGUUGUUUUGAAACAAAAAAAUCAAAAUAGGAAAAAAAACCUUGGACUUUGCCACUUCAUUACUGAACCAAUCACAAAUGAGGAAAAAAAAUAAUACUUUCCAAUUUUGAUCACCACAUUGUCACAAAUUUCCAUUGAAUACUUUAAUCAUAAGCGAGAAUAACUCAUCGAUGUAUUGUUGUAAUGCCACAUUGUGCCAUCAUGAAUUACAACCAUAAUUCACGUAACAAUUGGAAUUACACUGAGGUGCAAUACACUAAGUCGUGGGCUCGGUAAUUUAACGAAUGAAAAUUUUUACGCUUAAUUGUAAUCAGUGUUCAAUAACGAGCACAUUAGGCUACAAAAUUCUUUUUUAUUACUCAAUCUUCUGUUCAAUAAUUCCCUAUUUUUUCUUUUAAUAUGCUGUGAUGUUACUUGACAAAAUUAAAAGAAAAAAAAAAUUAUUAUAACAACAAUCAUCUGAAUCUCAAUGUUGUCGUCAAGCGUCGUGUACAUAGUGUCUACCGACAAUUUUAUACGCAAAAGAUGGGAUUAAUUGAUUCACCGAUUGAUGAUAAACGUUUUGAGAGGUCAGACAGCGUUUUAGGUAAAAAAAUGAUUUAAUUAGGAAGAGUAACUAGUGACCAAAAUAAUUGGUCAACUCCAGUUGUGUUGAUUACCACGAGAAUGACAUUUGUUUGUAUUAUAAGUAAUUCCUGCGAGUAUAUAUCAAUCAACUAUUAAUAGAUUAAAUACAGUUCCAUUAAGUGAAAGAUAAAAAGCAAAAAGUAAUUAACGAUAUGAUAAUAAUAUGAUAAUAUUAUCAGCAAAAACAAUAAUAAUAUUCUAACGAUAGUACGAUUAAUAAUUAAUAUUGCACUUUGCUAUCCUCAAGGGGUUUAAACAGAGAGAGCUUGUUCGUCGGUGUUUGUAGGUCAGAGCGCAUGUGAGAGGACUUUUUUCCGGGGACAGCCCUUUUUAUUCUGUUGCGUAGGGAGAAUUACCUCUAGUGGACGUUCUGCAGCGUUGAGAUUUUUGGGGGAAGAUUUUGAAUGCGACACUGAGUUUAAUUCGGGAUAAAAAUUAUGACAUUCCAAAUUUUCAAAUAGCAAGACGACAAAUACAUGCCAUGUCAAUUUAUAUUGAUUUGAAUUUUUCUUGUAAUAAUUAAAUUAAAAUCGGUAAUUCACCGACUUGGUAACAACAUUCUAAUUUUUUCACUUUGACGUUAAGAAUUUAAAUGGAUCUGUGAAACCGUCUGGUUUCUUCGCGCAACAUUGAUCAGAUUUUUAAAUAAAUAUGAAGCCAAAAAACGUUCAAAACUGCAAGACAUCCACAUUAGUAGAUAGUUUUAAUUAACGAACGAUUGAUUUCACCAGCUGAAUUCGUGGACAUUCCGGGCACUGGGCAAUCCACGCUGACAACGGUAACAGAUUACCGGGCUACAUACCAAACAGCAUGGCAAGAGCAUUAAAAAAUUGUUUGCAACGAUUAAAAUUCGCAGUGAUAAGAAAAAGUAAAAAAAAAAUCUCGUCAUGGAAAAUGUUAUUUUGCAUUUUGAAUUAACUAGGGAUAAAUAUAUGGAAGAAACAUUAGAAAUGUUUUGUAUUGGCUCUGAGCAUUUGAGAAAUCCUGUUUUGAGCAACGAAAAGAUAAUCAAAUGAAUGAGUAACAAUAUUUAUUACAUAUUUUAUACAAGUCUUCCCGUACAUAUCUUUUAUUAUCAACAACGAUGAUACAAGAUUAAUCAAUUUCUAUCCAUUUAUACAUAUAUAAAAUAAACGUAAAUCAAUUUCCAAAGGUUUUCAACAAAAGAGAAGGUAGACUUCGAGAAAAAAAAUGAUGCCUGAUGGCACUUUACAAAUUAAAUUGACGUUUUCUUUGUGUUUCUUUCUUCAAUCGUCUUUCUUUAUUUUGAGUUUAUUGGGUGGGGGAGAAGGACGUGGGGCGGAGAAUGCGACAGUGCAUCUCUCGGAUAAGAGGAACUGUGUAGGCGACACACUCGUCCCAACCUGGGGAACGCCAGGCGCUCUCGCGUGUCUCUUUUCUUGAUUGGAGA